AUGACUGAUGAUGAUGUUUUUGGUGGCCUCCAUCUUGUUAGUGAUCUCUACAUUGUGCGUGGUCCAAUUGAUGUAGUUGAAGAUGAUGGCCUCAAAUUUGUGUGUGGUCCAGUUGGUGCAAUUGGCCUCUACAUUGUGCGUGGUCCAGCUGGUCCAACUGGUGUAGUUGAAGAUAAUGUUUCUGGCCUAAGUGGUACACUUGGUGUUGACUGUGUAGCAAAUGGUGAUGUAUCUUUGUUCCUUCUAACCUGA
This is a messenger RNA of Ilex paraguariensis (yerba mate), 252 nucleotides long. Lineage: Eukaryota; Viridiplantae; Streptophyta; Magnoliopsida; Aquifoliales; Aquifoliaceae. The record is from the annotation of a GenBank genome assembly.